Brugia malayi is the source of this 831-nucleotide messenger RNA. RefSeq names its product Ctr copper transporter family protein. Gene Ontology annotation, molecular function: copper ion transmembrane transporter activity. NCBI's taxonomy places the organism in Eukaryota, Metazoa, Nematoda, Chromadorea, Rhabditida, Onchocercidae. Gene Ontology annotation, cellular component: membrane. Gene Ontology annotation, biological process: copper ion transmembrane transport. The record is from RefSeq and is a predicted model, not a curated record. Bases 1 to 831 code for a protein of 276 amino acids. The transcript has 5 exons.
AUGAGUACUGCACUGAGUCCCGAACAUGGAAGGUUGAAUGCAUCUCCGACAAACACCAGUGGUUUUUCAGGGUUUGAUCGGUUAAGUAGUGUGAAAAGCUUUUUGGAUGAACUAGCGAAUGAUUAUAAGGAACCAGGAAAUCAAGGACAUAAUAUUGAAAUAAUGAAUAAGGACGAAGUACUUGGAUCUAGUGAACAGUUGCACCACCACCACAUGCAUGGAAUGAAUGAUGAACUGAUGAAGCACGGUGGAGGACAUAACCAUCAGCAUGGCGAGCAUGCUAUGAAGAUGUGGUUUCAUUCUGGUUAUCAUGAAACAAUUUUAUUCGAAUUUUGGCAAAUUGAAUCUUUGUAUGGUCUCUUGCUUUCCUGUGUGUUGAUUUUCAUAAUGGCUUGUUUUUAUGAGUGGAUUAAAUGGUUUCGUGUUUAUCUGCAGCUUUCUGCUGCACGAUGUCCACCGAGUUGCAAUCAUGCAGUUGAUAAAGGAAAGCAAGAUGAAGUAAAGCAAGAUGAUGAAAAACGUAUUGAUUGCAAUCGCUUGUCUGUAUCAGCACCUCUGACGACCACUCUACCAUCUGAUUAUCACCAGAUCUCCAAAAGAACAACAAAGGAAGAGAUUUCUGCGAAAAUUCGAUUCUUGCAAGCAGUCCUUUAUUUUGUACAGUUAACAUUGGCAUAUUGUUUGAUGCUUAUCGCGAUGACGUAUAAUGUUUGGCUAACCAUGGCUGUAAUUGCGGGCGCAGCGUUCGGACAUUGGUUAUUUGCUAUUUUAAAAUGUUUUAAUCCACAGACCGACGACUUGGAUACAUUUGCUACUGAUGCAUGUCACUAA